Molecule: messenger RNA, 642 nt
Organism: Silurus meridionalis
Lineage: Eukaryota; Metazoa; Chordata; Actinopteri; Siluriformes; Siluridae
Gene: mix23
Product: mitochondrial matrix import factor 23
Exons: 5
Coding region: 92-526 (144 amino acids)
Cellular component (GO): mitochondrion; mitochondrial intermembrane space
Source: RefSeq, a predicted model, not a curated record
AAAACUCGUGUAAUAAUAUUUCAGCAAUAUAACUCAGGCACUGUUUGACCAGCUAUAACCCUCACUGAUUUUGAGGACCCUUCAGUCUAUCAUGGCGGCGCCCGGUGGCAUUCUGAAUUGUGAGGACUUUUUAAUGUUUCAGGAGAUGUUAAAAUCAAUGCGUACCUUUGAUGACAGGAUCGUCCACGCUCUCAACACUACUGUGCCCACGGUGUCCUUCUCAGGAAAAGUGGAUGCCUCACAGACCUGCAAAGAGCUUUACGAAUCUCUGAUGAAGGCCCACAUGAGUAGAGAUAAAGCAAUAAAGGCAUGUAUUGUAGAAACUUCAGAAGUUGUGGGGCGGUUACGUGAAGCGAGGGCGAAGGAAAUCGACAACCUGUCUAUCAUCAAACAACUCAGGAAAGAACAAAACAAGUUAAAACUCAUGCAGUCCGAACUGAACGUUGAAGAAGUCAUCAAUGAUCGCAGUGUGAAGGUUUUCAAUGAGCGAUGUCGAAUCCACUACAUCCCCCCUAAGAGCAAUUAAACUUCAGUGCCAUUUGUAGCUGCAGUGUUCGCUGAGACGACUGUGAAAAAACAACUGGACUUCAUAAAGCUGUUGUACAAAAUGGAUUUUUAUAAACAUUUUUUUUGUUUUUUUUC